UUUCCUCAUGACUUGUGAAAGAGUACCGUUUCCCAAUCAUUCCCCAGACAAUGCACAUGUGAAGUAAUGAUCCUUUCACAGACACUCGAAAUUGCCGUGCCAAUUGGAUCGGCAGCUAUGACGGACAUCGCUCUAAUUGCCAUCUUUUGCGUGGUCUUCACGUACAUUGUCAGAUGUGUGUUCCAGUACACCCGAUCGAAGCUGAUUGGGAACAAGCUACCAGGUCCAACAGAAUCCUUUUUGUGGGGCAAUGCAGCAGACAUGCAGGCCCAGGGCGGCCUUGUGCUGUUCCUCGAUCACCUCCACGAGAGAUACGGCCCCAUCGCGAGGUUUUGGGAUGGCGUGGGGAGCCUGUCUGUCUCAAUUAAUGACCCAAAGCUGCUGCAGCAAGUGAAUGGCACCAGGCUGGAAAAGAGAGUGGAUGGCCUUGACUUCUUGAAAGGCCUGCUGGGUGCCCGCGGGAUAGGGUACACAAAGGGUGCCCAGGCAAAAGCACGCAGGCAGCUGUGGCACGGUGUGCUGUCAGGGCAGCCAUUUCAGCAGAGCAUGCUGCCAGCGUUCAACAAGAUGGUGGAGUCAACCUUGGAUGACUGGACAGAAGGGGAAGGAGAUGCACAGGGAGAAGGCGUGGUGAUUGAGUUCAACAUGGCAGCGAGAAUGCUUUGGUUGCGCCUCAAUCAGGAAAUCGAGGGGCAGAGCGAGUGGGGCACUGGCGACCUGCUGAGCCUGCUCAUUGCUGCAAAGGGCCCUGAUGGCAGCCCAGCAUUCUCCACUGCUGAAGUACAUGAUGAGGUGUUGACGCUGCUGUUUGGAGUGUACGACAAUUCAAAGAUCCUCAGCCACACACUGCACCAGCUUGCAUGCCACCCUUGCGCUCAGGAGGCUGCCAGAGAAGAGGUGGAUGCUGCCUGGGGUGGCCGGCCACCAAACACCCUCCAGGCGCUCAUCAGCCUGAGAUAUCUGCAUGCCUGCCUCCAGGAGACUCUGCGGAUGUCAGCCGGGAGGGGAGUGAUCUGGCGGGUGCUGGAGCAGGAUGUCAGGCUUGGCAAACAUGUGCUACCCAGGAAUGCCACCCUGGUGGCCCCCAGUGCAUCCAUACACAGCAACCCAGAGUACUGGCCUGAACCCGGCAAAUUCAAGCCUGAAAGGUUUCUGGAGGCAGAUUCUGGCACAGAUAAGAGUGACAAGCUGUGCCCAGUGAAGCACCCAGGCGGCCAUCCGCUGGCUUUCAUCCCCUUUGGAUUUGGACUGAGGAAUUGCUUGGGGCAGAAGUAUGCGAUGAACACUGCCACGCUUGUCCUCGGUCACAUUCUCCAGAGGUUCACAGUAGAGCUUCCAUCCGAGGCAGACAGACAGCUGCAUUUCAAAGAGGAGAACCUGAGCCUGGAGUCAACAGAUGGCAUUCAUCUGCGCCUGAGGCCGAGAGCAAAGCAUGUGUCAUAGGUAAAUCAUGAGAGAGAGAGAUUAUGUUUUGUGAGUCGAAUUCGAGGACAGAAUAUCCGUUGCAGGACAUCGCAGCAGUAGGAAUUGCAACAUUUGCGGUAAAGGCCAUUGAACAAUGUCUGAAUUGUCAGUAUCAAUUGAGGAGGCAGUCAACAAUCCCGACGCUUCAGGAGCUCGCAGUCAUUCAUUGUGUCAUAAGUGCUGAGGAGAACAGCUCCACCAAACUGUGCAGCAGAAAGGACGUUGGAUAUCAGAAUCUGCUCAUGCAAUCUCUAAUAAGCC
Coccomyxa subellipsoidea C-169 is the source of this 1725-nucleotide messenger RNA. Its product is annotated as cytochrome P450. The transcript has 9 exons. The coding region runs from base 67 to 1443 and encodes 458 amino acids. The record is from RefSeq and is a predicted model, not a curated record. Gene Ontology annotation, molecular function: monooxygenase activity; oxidoreductase activity, acting on paired donors, with incorporation or reduction of molecular oxygen; heme binding. Lineage: Eukaryota; Viridiplantae; Chlorophyta; Trebouxiophyceae; Coccomyxaceae.